This is a messenger RNA of Fulvia fulva, 933 nucleotides long. RefSeq lists its product as uncharacterized. Lineage: Eukaryota; Fungi; Ascomycota; Dothideomycetes; Mycosphaerellales; Mycosphaerellaceae. The record is from RefSeq and is a predicted model, not a curated record. The transcript has 4 exons. Bases 1 to 933 code for a protein of 310 amino acids.
AUGUCGUCUGCACCAGUGACCAGUGAUGCGCAGACAUACAUCAGCUCGGUGAAAGUGAUGACGGAAGGUCCCGAACACGAGAAAAUACUCAUCACCGACGCGACUUCCUCGCCACUAAGCUCCGUACCAAGCUCGCCGCCUCCACCCCCAGAUAUGGCGGCAGACGAGAAUGUGUUCGACUCAUCAGAGGCAAUGCCCCCGCCUGACAGACCGCUAUCCAGAGGGCCAUCCAGGCCGGGCAGGAAGCGUUCCAAUGAUGAGAUGCUAGAUGACACCCAGUCUGUCGAGCAUCUGCAGCCUGUCGAUCGCGACAUUGCUCAGCUUGCCCAACAGGGCAAGAACGAAUUCCAAGACAUUGACUCUUCAGCGGCGAUGAUGCCAGACUCACAGACACAAGGUCGCUCACAGAUCGAUCAUCGUGGAGAAGGACCGUUGACCAGCAGCGCGGCUCAUUCCCAGAAAGCACCACCUUCUGCUCAAGGACACAAGCCGAAGUUGAAGGCACCAAAGGCUGCUCGAGCUGGCACCAAAAAGGGAAAGAAGACCUCCCAGGCGCCAGCCGAGCACGAACUCGCCGACGACGAAAUCAUUGACGACAGUUCCACAGCGACUGAUUCGUCGGACGAUGUUGGCGAUCCACAGGACCCUAUCCAGGACUUUGACUGGGCCAGCCUCGCUGAUCGCUACCACCAACGGAUGGGAGAAUGCCAACAUAACGAAGAGGUCGUCUUGCAAGAGUUCGGCCACCUGAUCGAGUGCUUCCACAUUUGGGCAGCAUCUGGACAUGCCAAAGAGUCCGAGAGGAGCUUCAAGCGCUAUAAGACGCAAGAGCUAUACGUCCACCAUGAGGAAGACGAGCUUGAGCGAAAGCGCCUGCACUACAUACAAGUGGUUGAAGCGUUCCAGAGUGCGCUGCGACUCCUCCAGGUUUGA